CAGCUGCUCUCCUCUCCUGACUCCUCUCACCUACCCUCCAGAUCGGGUCGUAACAGGGAGUGGCGAUGGCUCUGGUGAAGCUGUACGGCAUGACCAUGUCGUGGAACGUGACGAGGUGCGUGGCGGCCCUGGAGGAGGCCGGCGUCGAGUACGACGUCGUGCCCAUCGACUUCGGCGCCGGCGAGCACAAGACCCCCGACCACCUCGCCAGGAACCCCUUUGGUCAGAUGCCAGUUCUGCAGGAUGGUGACUUCUACGUCUGGGUCACUUUGGCAGGAUGUGGUCGUUCUUGGAUAAACGAUGACCCACAAUCUUAUGAGAAUGAAAUGGCAUUUGAAUCGCAUGCUAUUUGCAAGUACACAUGCCGCAAGAACAAACCGGAGCUGUUGAAGGAGGGCAACCUCAAGGAAUCAGCAAUGGUAGAUGUGUGGCUCGAGGUGGAGGCCCAUCAGUACACGGCCACACUGGAGCCCAUUAUCCUUGAGUGCCUCGUCCGUCCUAUGUUCGGGCGAGCCACUGACCAGAAAACUGUCGAGGAUAACCUUGUGAAACUGAAGAAGGUGCUGGAGGUGUACGAGGCGCGCCUGACCAAGUGCAAGUACCUGGCUGGAGACUUCCUCAGCCUCGCGGACCUUAACCAUGUGUCUGCUACCGCAUGCCUGGCGGCUACACCCUACGCUUCUUUGUUCGACGCGUAUCCGCAUGUGAAAGCUUGGUGGUCUGGUCUGAUGGCGAGGCCAUCCGUCCAGAUGAUCGCUGCACUGAAGAAGCCGUAUUUUCAUAAUAGUGUCUAG
This is a messenger RNA of Triticum aestivum (bread wheat), 794 nucleotides long. Its product is annotated as glutathione S-transferase 1-like. The coding region runs from base 66 to 794 and encodes 242 amino acids. The transcript is spliced from 5 exons. Lineage: Eukaryota; Viridiplantae; Streptophyta; Magnoliopsida; Poales; Poaceae. Gene Ontology annotation, molecular function: glutathione transferase activity; glutathione binding. The record is from RefSeq and is a predicted model, not a curated record. Gene Ontology annotation, biological process: glutathione metabolic process. Gene Ontology annotation, cellular component: cytoplasm.